Messenger RNA from Halteromyces radiatus, 659 nucleotides. RefSeq names its product histone acetyltransferase subunit NuA4-domain-containing protein. NCBI's taxonomy places the organism in Eukaryota, Fungi, Mucoromycota, Mucoromycetes, Mucorales, Cunninghamellaceae. Bases 80 to 592 code for a protein of 170 amino acids. Gene Ontology annotation, cellular component: NuA4 histone acetyltransferase complex. The record is from RefSeq and is a predicted model, not a curated record. The transcript has 4 exons.
UUUUUUUUUUUUUUUUUUUGUUGUUGUUUUUUAAUUUUUUUCUUUUAUUACAUUGAAAUAUUAUUACAUUCUAAUUAGCAUGCCAGAUGUUACUUCACGAAAAGAAGGGGAAACUUCAAACGCACAACAACCAUCUAAAUCUGUUACAGCCAAUGAACCUCCUCAAGUAACACGACAGAAAUAUGACGAAACUAAAAUGGAAUUACAAGCUUUACUUAAUCGUAAAAAACAAGUAGAUACUAAUCUAAUCAACUUGGAACAUUCUAUCUAUUUAUUUGAAGGAUCAUAUCUUGAAGAUACACAACAAAAUGGAAAUAUAAUAAGAGGAUUUGACGGAUAUUUAUCAAGCAGGCCUGAUAAAAGAAAACAAAAAUUCACAGAGCUUGAUCGACUUUUUUCUUUAUCUUCUUCAACAUAUCAAAAAGCAUUAGCUCAAAAAGAAGAUCAAGAUUCUAGUCAAGAUGAUCGAAACUCUAAUACACUUUCAGGAAGAAAAGAUAAGAAAAGGAAACUGAAAAUGACUGGUGGUGGUGAUAUGAUACGAAAGAAGAAACGAGCAGGAUCAGUUUUAGCUACCGAUGAUGAUGAUUAGUUUUUGUACAUAUAAAAUAAUAAACUGAAUGACUGAUUUUGAAUUUGAUCAAAUACAUAAAAAAAAA